Nothobranchius furzeri (turquoise killifish) is the source of this 3344-nucleotide messenger RNA. It is a transcript of the gene arhgap19, whose product is annotated as Rho GTPase activating protein 19. NCBI's taxonomy places the organism in Eukaryota, Metazoa, Chordata, Actinopteri, Cyprinodontiformes, Nothobranchiidae. The record is from RefSeq and is a predicted model, not a curated record. Gene Ontology annotation, molecular function: GTPase activator activity. Gene Ontology annotation, biological process: regulation of small GTPase mediated signal transduction; signal transduction. Gene Ontology annotation, cellular component: cytoplasm.
GACCUUCGUGCACGUGUGAAACGUUAACAUUAGCAGCGUUUGUUCCGCGAGUCAGACUGCGCGCUCUCUGUAGCUGUUAAGCUAACCUUUAUGCAAAACAUCCGCAGGGUUCUCAUCAAUAGCUCCGUUUUAACAACUCUGCGGUCUGUUCGCUUUCAGGGGCCAGCUCGUGCGUUAGUAACAGUUGGCUGUUUUGGGUGAAGACCUGUUCUUUCCCCGCUUGGCUCCAGAUGAGCUCCAGGGUAAAAGGCCCGGUGCCUUUCUCCAUCCCCGUUACUCUCCGGUGCUAACGCUGUCAGCGAGCGUGUCGCGGUCUGAAUGAGAACCGACCUUUAGAUCCUGAGUUAGCUGAAAUAAAGUGUCUUUACUCUAAACUGCUGCACACCUGGACAGAGUAAACAUCUUAUUAUUGAAGACAUCCUUGAACCUGUGACAUUCAUCAGAGGGACGGUGUGCAGCAUGGUCAUCAACCACGAGGAGUCCCCCGGUCCCUCUAGAGUGAGCCAACCAACAGUUGUCUUCAACCCAGAUUUCUUUGUGGAGAAACUCCGCCAUGAGACCCCUGAUGUGUUCCUGGAGCUGGUGCUCAGUAACAUAACCCGCCUAAUUGAUCUUCCUGGGGCCGAGUUUUCUCAGCUCCUUGGUGAGGAGGGACCUAAGAACCCGACGGGUGGAAGUGGAGUUUUUUUUCGUUCUUUCAACUUCCUCAAACGCAAAGAUAAAGGAAUCGUCUUCGGGACUCCGCUGACGGACAGCUGCCUCGCCCAGGUCUACCAGCUGAUUGAAUACCUCAGCAAAAAUCUACACGUGGAGGGGCUGUUCCGGGUGCCGGGGAACAGCGCUCGGCAGCAGACCCUGAAGGAGCUCCUCAACAGUGGAGCUGAUGUUCACCUGGAGUCUGGAGAGUUUCAUCCCAACGAUGUGGCCACGCUGCUGAAGACCUUCCUGGGAGAGCUGCCGGAGCCCCUGCUGACACACAGACACUUCCACGUUCACCUCAAGAUAGCUGACAUGACUCUGCUUGAUGAGCAAGGCAACAAGACUACAACACCCAAUAAGGAGCGUCAAAUCGAGGCGCUGCAGCUCCUCUUCCUGCUGCUGCCUCAGGCCAACCGGUCGCUGCUCAAGCUGCUGCUGGAUCUGCUCUACCACACAGCCAAGCUCCAGGACAAGAACAAGAUGUCUGCCUUCAACCUGGCCCUCAUGUUUUCUCCUCAUGUCCUCUGUCCCAGACAUAUGACCGCUGGUGACCUCAAAGACAAUCUGAAGACACUGAACAACAGCAUGGCGUUCCUCAUCAAACAGUCACAGAAGCUCUUCAGGGCUCCAGUCUAUCUGAGGGAAUACGCCAAGGCCCACUUCAGUGGCUCCACGGGUCUUCAGACCAAGGACGAUCUGGGUCUGCUGGCAGCAAACGGCGGUUCUGCCCAGAGGACAGUGUUGCCUCUGAAGAGGACCGCUGCUCUGGGCCCCGCCUCCCAGGACCAGCACCAGUCACCAGCUCAACAGUACACCGAGGAGGCCCUGAAGGAGCUCUUCAGACACGUUCACCACAACAUGCCCGACUCUGCCAAGAAGAAGAAACUAGUUCGCCAGUUAGUCAAACAGACAGCCGUCCCUCCUAACGAAGGUCACCAAACCCCCCCCACCAAGAAGCACCCUCGAUCCCGCUCCUUUGGUGGCCUCAUCAAGCGUAGAGCUCGGGGCGAGCAGCUGACUGGAGAGAGGCGGGUCAGACACCUCUCCCCCGAGCCCGUCCGCCGGCUCGGGAAGGAGAACGUCAUCCUGCAAGCGGUAAACCGCUCAGGGCUGGUGAUGAAAACACCAGAGUUUACUUUUCACACGGACGUUUUUAAGGUUUCUAAGCAGGACUCUUCCUCAGCAUCCGUGGUGGUCUGACUGAAGCCUGAAGCCUUCGCCGGACCUCGGAGGGGACCGGGACCUCUGCAGAGUACAGCUUAUUUCACUGUGAGGCCGUAGAGCCGUGCUAAUCUCCUUAGUUCAGUUUUUAUUGUUGCACAGAUGUGUGUGUGUGUGUGUAGGUGUGUGUGUGUGUAGGUGUCUUCAUCCCUCCUUCAGGGCCUACGUGCAGGUCAGCUGUGUUUUAGUCAGGUGACCUUUGGGAGGGCAGCAGCUUCCUGCCUGCUGUCGGCACCUCGCGUGCUCGUGUUUGUUGUCGGGAGGUUGGAGUCCUUUUGGGAGCUGAUGUUUGCCUCGUCUCGUCCUGCGUUACCUUCCAGGAUACAGGAAGACUUUCAGCCGUUUUCAUGCUGGUUUUGGUCUGGAAAGGCUACAGGAAUGAAUACUGCAGGUGAACAGCCUGAGUUUGGAGAAGUAGAGUUCAUAGCUUUCACGACUGAUGAGCUAAUGGCUAGGUGAGUAUCUCCAAUACUGUACAGCAGGUCAUGUGACGUUGUUCUUAACCAGCAUAAACACUAGCGAUGAGUCAGAGAGGAAAAUAACCCGUCGAGGUUUAGAGUAAUCCAGUAGAUUAGCCGUCAGAGCUGAAGGGUGUCCUCUCCGUUUCUCUGAACUAAGGCUGUUGGGCUAAGCUAGGAUUUCUAACGUUUCCAUAGAGAGGCGGAGCAGCUGAGUUUACAAACCAGGUUUCAUAUGCAGGAUGGAGAAGAGUUACUGGGAGCACUGGUCUCUGGGACGGUGGUGCUUUAGCUGCAGGUGGAGGAAUGUUUCCUAAGAUGAGCAGAGCACAUGCUGGGUGUUGGGAUUGCUAGGUGGAGGCGUCCUGCAUGGGCUAAUCUCAGAUUAGCAGCAAUCUAAUCUGGUCAGCAGAGCGUCGGUCCUGGGUGAGCCGAGAACCAAACGCCUCGCUGCUUUAUGAUGAUUUAGAGUUCAGUCCAGCUCUUCAGCACCACGACCCAGACCCGGCGAGUGGGCUGAGCGGCUCUGUUCUCACUGGUUUCUACACAAAUGGUGACUGCACUUGGGAACGAUGGGAUGUAGCGUGGCGCUCAUGUGACCCACUGCUGCAUCCUUGUGUGCUGGUGGGGAUUUACAGGAAGUUGGGAUGAGAUGGACUCCUUUAGUUUUACAGAGCCUCGGAUUUUUAUUCAGCCUCCUAAAACCCCCUUCGUGUGUGUGUGUGUGUGUGUGUGUGUGUGUGUGUGUGUGUGUGUGUGUGUGUGUGUGUGUGUGUGUGUGUGUGUGUGUGUGUGUGUGUGUGUGUGUUCUACCCAGUAGUUCAGUUUAACGUGCUUCUGACAUAAAUGUGAGGUCAUCUGUGAUGUUGACACCCUGCUCUCACCUGUGGUUACCUGUCUCGUGCUGUUGUGUAAAAUAAGUGAACCUGUACAGUAGAUUUUGUAUUAAAACGUUUUUCUAUCAAA